AGUAAUCGCUGUCUGCCACUAGAGUGCACUGGUGUUGUAAGCUCACUGCCCACUAGUGAUCUCUGCAUCCUGUCUGCUUGUGGCUUGUUUGUGUGCGUGGAAGUGGAGGGACGUGUGUUCAGGUCCUUGGAAGAAAGAACCUGAACACCUUUAACUGCAGUUAGUUAAAAGCUGCUAUUUGGAGAAAAUGUCUACUGGCUGCCAGGCUAGCGGGGCUACCGCCAUUCCUUCGACGAGGAGGGUGACCAUCCACGAUGCCGAGCACAUGCCCCUCGACUACUCCACGACACCCGGGGGGACCCUCUUCAGCACCACCCCCGGUGGUACCAGGAUUGUCUACGACCGAAAAUUCCUGCUGGGCUGUCGUAGCUCUCCAGCGGCCAAGACUCCUCCACGGGGCCUUCCAGACAUUCCUGGUGUGACGAGUCCUCCCUCCACAGAAACCAAUGACAAGAAGGCUAGUGAUGAAAAGCUAGUGAACAACAAUACGGGUGCAGCUGCAAGCAACAUCACUGGUGAUGAUGCACAGUUUGAAAUGGACAUCUGAGCGCUGCUGAAGCAGAGCCAACUUGCCAACACGAUGCUGUGAAGAAAGGCUCAGGGGCGCCAUCUUGUCCAAUCAGCUGUUACAUCAAGGCACUUUACAAUCUAUUUAGGCUCCUGCCUUGUUUUUUGGCCCUUAAGAAAACAUCUUGUGUGAUAAGUGUGCCUUUAUACGACGGUGUCAAGUUGAAAACUGAUACUUUUUAUGAUCAUUAUUAUUAAUUAUGACCUAUUCUGAGAUCUGAAUUCUAGCCAGCAUUCCAGAAGAAUUAUUCCCACCAUGUGCAUUUUCGGACGCUGCCUUGAAAAAGUCCAAGAUACUGUAAUCGUUGUGACUUAUAAGCUUUGAGUCACAGUUUGCAAUGUGACACAAUUAAAGAAAAUGCAAUGAAAUCAAA
Molecule: messenger RNA, 941 nt
Organism: Entelurus aequoreus (snake pipefish)
Lineage: Eukaryota; Metazoa; Chordata; Actinopteri; Syngnathiformes; Syngnathidae
Gene: eif4ebp1
Product: eukaryotic translation initiation factor 4E binding protein 1
Exons: 4
Coding region: 188-547 (119 amino acids)
Biological process (GO): negative regulation of translational initiation
Cellular component (GO): cytoplasm
Molecular function (GO): eukaryotic initiation factor 4E binding
Source: RefSeq, a predicted model, not a curated record